UACAAACCGGCCCAUCUCACCCUGGAGCGGCCCAUCUCGUUCGCUGUCGUCUCGUCUUCGCGAGCAGUCGCGGUGGCUGUGGCGGCGUCAUCGUCAUCACUCAUCAGCGAUUCCAAAUACAAACUCCCACAGCUUCCACAGAAAACCCUAACACUAGAUCCCCACCAUGGAUCUCCUCCAGUCCUCUUACGCGCCGGACGCCGCCUCGUCCCCGGAGGACUCGGCGGCCGCGUCCUCGCCGGAGUCCUCGCCGCUCCGCCUUCCGUCCAAGUCCGCCGCCCCCGCCGUCGACGACACCGCGCUCGCGCUCUCCUCCGCCGCGUCCGCCGCCCGCCCGCUCGACCCCUCGCUCCACCUCGUCGCCUUCAACCCCACCGCUGACCAGCUCUGGGCGCCCAUCCUAGGGCCCCAGCACCCCCACGCCCCAAUCUCCUCCGCCUCAGGCAAUCGCAACCACAAGCUCGGCCACGUCGAGGACGCCGCGGUCCUGCCCUUCCUAUUCGACGAGCAGUACAACACCUUCCACCGCUUCGGUUACGCUGCCGACCCCUCCGGCCUCCACAUCGUCGGCGACGCCCAUCCCCAGGCGCCUGAGCCCGACACCGUCUACAACCUCGCCCCCUCCGAGCACAAGCGCCGCCGCCUCCUGGCCAAGGCGGACAACCAGGAGGAGCCCGCCCCUCCGGAGGCCAAGAACCCCGCCUCCGAGGAAUGGGUCCUCCACAACAAGCAGAGUCCCUGGGCUGGGAAGAAGGAAGCGCCUCCCGCGGAGCUCACCGACGAGCAGAGGCAGUAUGCGGAGGCGCACGCUGCCAAGAAGGCCGAGAAGGAGGCUCGCGCCGAAGGAAAGAGCGAGAGGGCAGAGGUUGUGGUCAAGACCACCUUCCACGGCAAGGAGGAGAAGGACUACCAGGGACGCUCCUGGAUCACGCCGCCCAAGGACGCCAAGGCCACCAACGACCACUGCUACAUCCCAAAGAGGUGUGUCCACGAGUGGGUCGGCCACACCAAGGGGGUCUCGGCCAUCAGGUUUUUUCCAAAGUAUGGACAUUUGCUGCUGUCUGCAAGUAUGGAUUGCAAGAUUAAAAUCUGGGAUGUGCUUGGGUCACGGACAUGUAUGCGGACUUAUAUGGGGCACUCAAAGGCCGUAAGGGAUAUAUCAUUCUCUAAUGAUGGGACUAAAUUCUUGAGUGCUGGGUAUGACAGGAAUAUACAGUACUGGGAUACUGAGACAGGGCAGGUGAUCUCGACCUUCUCAACCGGGAAGGUCCCAUAUGUUGUGAAGCUCAAUCCUGAUGAGGAUAAGCAGCAUAUUCUCCUUGCCGGAAUGAGUGAUAAAAAGAUUGUGCAAUGGGAUAUGAAGUCAGGGCAGAUUACACAAGAGUAUGAUCAGCAUUUAGGGGCUGUGAACACCAUAACUUUUGUGGAUAACAACAGGAGAUUUGUGACCUCGAGUGAUGACAAGUCUCUUCGUGUGUGGGAGUUUGGCAUCCCUGUGGUGAUUAAGUAUAUCAGUGAGCCGCACAUGCACUCAAUGCCAUCAAUUGCACUGCAUCCCAACUCAAAUUGGCUGGCAGCACAGAGCUUGGACAAUCAGAUACUGAUAUACAGCACCAAGGAGAGGUUUCAGCUUAAUAAGAAGAAGAGAUUUGCCGGACAUAUUGUGGCAGGUUAUGCUUGUCAAGUGAACUUCUCACCUGAUGGGAGGUUUGUGAUGUCUGGUGAUGGUGAGGGUAGCUGCUGGUUCUGGGACUGGAAAAGCUGCAGGAGAUUUAAGACUUUGAGGUGCCACAACGGAGUUUGCAUUGGAUGUGAGUGGCAUCCAUUGGAAACUAGCAAGGUUGCAACCUGUGGAUGGGAUGGUGUAAUUAAAUACUGGGAUUGAAGUUUGGCAGAGAGAUUGCUUGAGCUCCUGGGGGAGGUUUUGUAACAAUCCAAUUCACAAGGGCUGAAUGUCAUGAGAUACUGUAAGUUAACACGCCCGACGAGAGAAUCCCGGUUCAAUGGAGGAGAAAAAAAGUUGUACUUUUGAGGUUAAGUAUAUGUAUGUUGGAGAAAUAAGAAGGGGAUUUUAGCCUCAUUUUCCCCUAGGACGCGUGGUCCCCACUCAGCGCUGUCGUCGUCCCCAUGCUCGCUCGCUGCACAAGACGGACCAGUGACUGGACGACCUCCGACAUGGGCGGCCUGAAUUCUGGCUCAGGUUGCGCAACCGGAAACCGACCAAUCUGCAACACCGCACAAAAUGGCUGGAGACGGGAACAGCAACUAAACCCGUCAACAGCUUACCUGGACGCAGAGGACUUCGCGUGGCACAGCCCCUCCAGCGUCAUCUGGUCGAUGUCGUGCAGCUGGGGCGACGCCCACUGGACCAACGAUAGCUGGGACCUUGCUUGAGAGCUGCAACAGUCAUCGUCUUUGUUUGUUGCAGGGUCAAGUGUCGCAGCGCUGUACUUGCUCACCUGUCGAACGCUUUCCGGCCAGUCAGGAGCUCGCUCUUUUGAGAGUACUGGCCGGACAUUUCCACCUCCGGAACUCUGUAUCCGGGGCUGUCAUCUGAUUCCUGAAGGUGUCAACGUGUAAGGGAAGUCUGCUCAUUCAUGUUUCAACAGUACUAAGUCUAAGGCCCCUCCUGGCUUAUUGUUUGCCA
Zea mays is the source of this 2647-nucleotide messenger RNA. RefSeq names its product pre-mRNA-processing factor 17. Gene Ontology annotation, molecular function: mRNA binding; protein binding. The record is from RefSeq and is a predicted model, not a curated record. The transcript is spliced from 2 exons. Bases 167 to 1885 code for a protein of 572 amino acids. Gene Ontology annotation, cellular component: catalytic step 2 spliceosome. NCBI's taxonomy places the organism in Eukaryota, Viridiplantae, Streptophyta, Magnoliopsida, Poales, Poaceae. Gene Ontology annotation, biological process: mRNA splicing, via spliceosome.